Messenger RNA from Suillus fuscotomentosus, 1302 nucleotides. RefSeq names its product putative oxalate decarboxylase/oxidase. The transcript has 14 exons. The coding region runs from base 1 to 1302 and encodes 433 amino acids. Lineage: Eukaryota; Fungi; Basidiomycota; Agaricomycetes; Boletales; Suillaceae. The record is from RefSeq and is a predicted model, not a curated record. Gene Ontology annotation, biological process: oxalate metabolic process.
AUGCACUCGUGGUGCCGAAUUCUCUCGAUUUUGGCCCUCCUUUCAUCUGCAGUUGCUGUGCCAGCUUCCUCAUCAGUGACAUCAGCUCCGGCAGCUAGUCCAACUGUCCCUUAUGCCAGUGACGACCCCAACUAUCCUCUAUGGAAUGAAGAUGAAGACAUAAUCCCUGAAGCUAUCCGUGGCACCCUUGGGGCUUCCAUCCUUGGACCCCAAAAUAUUCCAAUGGAGCUGCAAAACCCCGACCUCUUAGCUCCUCCCACCACCGACGCCGGCUCUCUACCGAACUUCAAGUGGCCUUUUUCCUUAAGUCACAAUCGCCUUCAGACUGGUGGUUGGGCAAGGCAGCAGAACAUAAAUGAUAUGAGUAUCGCUACUGAUUUGGCAGGCGUCAAUAUGCGCCUGGAAGUAGGUGCCAUCCGUGAGAUGCACUGGCACAAUGACGGCGAGUGGGCAUAUAUUAUCCAGGGUGACCUUCGUAUCAGCACUGUAACUCCGGAUGGUCAAGUUUACGUCGGUGAUGUUUCACAAGGAGAUAUAUGGUACUUCCCUGCAGGCUAUCCCCAUAGUAUCCAGGCCAAAAAUACUUCAGCCGGUGGCGCAGAGUUUUUGUUGGUCUUCGACUCUGGCUCCUUCAGUGAAGAUUCCACUUUCCUUCUUACGGACUGGCUGGCCCAUGUGCCCAAAGAAGUUAUCGCAAAGAACUUCCAGGUAAAUAUCUCAGCAUUCGAUCACAUCCCAGCUAGCGAAUUAUACAUCUUCCCAUCUACUCCCCCUCCAUUGAAUAUUGAGUCGGACAUGGUCAUUCCGAAUGACACCCCAAUGCCUUUCACCUUCGCCAUGUCACAAGUCAACGCAACUCAGGCACCUGGAGGUUCAUACAAGGUCGUAGACACGCGUACCUUCCCUGUGUCUACCACGGUCUGUAGUGCUGAAGUAACUGUCGAGGUGGGCGGUAUGAGGGAGCUUCACUGGCACCCCACGGAACCUGAGUGGACUUUCUUCGUUUCGGGCCAAGCCCGCAUUACUGUUUACGGAUCCUCCGCUCAGGCAACUACAAUGGACUUCCAAGCUGGCGAUAUCGCAUAUAUUCCGCCAUCAUAUGGCCAUUACGUUGAGAAUACUGGCAAUUCCACGUUACUGUUUCUAGAAAUUUUCAGAUCAGGAUUGUUCCAGGAUAUCUCUCUUACUCAGUGGCUUGCACUGACGCCACCUGAGCUUGUCAAAGCACAUCUCGGUCUCGAUGACGCUACCAUUGCCAGUUUCUCGAGGGUCAAGCAAGAGGUCGUCGGGCCCGCCCAUUAA